Caenorhabditis bovis is the source of this 660-nucleotide messenger RNA. The record is from the annotation of a GenBank genome assembly. NCBI's taxonomy places the organism in Eukaryota, Metazoa, Nematoda, Chromadorea, Rhabditida, Rhabditidae.
AUGGCUUGCGGAUUGGCGUUAAAGCGACCACACGGGCAUGAAUAUGAGUCGUAUUUAAAUGAUGAUUCGUACGGCAGUGAAGCAAAGCGUGCGCGCACGGCAACCCAUUGUUCACCUUUCCGUCCUCAAAUGGGUACAAUAGCCGCAAAUCUUCCUUCAACUAGUAGUUUCGCAAAAAUUGUAAAGACCGAGGAGGCAACACCGUUUUCGUCAGUUGCUGGACAAGUUCAACUUUCAUCGUCCCAAUUAGAUGCUUAUUUGCGAUCGGAGAUAAAGAAUUUGCGACGAAGAAAGCUCAUUCCGAAGUCGUUUGAAGGUGUUGAUGGAGAUGCUAGCGUUUCUAAUGAAAACCGGAAAGUCUAUCGGGCCCCAAAGUCGCCAACUCAGUCCGGUUCUGACUCGGAAGGUGAAGUUGCGUCCAUGUCAAGCAGGAAAGCUGAGAUCUACACUAAACCGCAGUUCAGUCUUCGUCAAGUUCAAAUGAUCUGCGAGCGUCUACUUAAAGAACAAGAAACCCGUUUAAGAUACGAGUAUGAGACGGCUCUCACGAAAAAACUUGAAGAGCAACAUGAGCAGUAUGUCCAAUUUGCUGCUGAACAGCUUUCUCACAAACGUGUUGAAUCGUCUGGAGACGAUUACUCUUAUUCUUACCUCUCUUGA